GAGUCACUCAGUACAGCUCGCAUGCAAAGUUUGCUUUUAGUUCUCAUUGUGAGAUCACAAGUGGAGGCUCCAACCCGUCCAGAAGUUCCUUUCUAUGGGGAAGCUGUGGCAGCAAGGCCACAAAGAGAGUCUGACUUAAUUGCAAUGGGAGAGAAGGAGAUGUGAUCAGGGAGGAGAACACAGAAGACUUCUAAGAUACCAGUAAUAUUUGAUCUGUUCUUAAAUCAGGAGGAGAUUCAGGAACUGAACCCACCAGCCUAUACGUUAAAGCUUGUUAUUUCACUGACUAAGGAAAGGCUACUUAAGAGGGCAAGCUCAGACAUACAUGAUCUGGAGUGGAUCUUCCAUGGGAAAACACGUAUAUAACAGAAAUUAUUGGCAAAAUUGAAGUCAGAGGCACCAAUGUGAGGUUCCAUCUGCUUUCCAGCACAUUCGUGGUUUCCUCACUUCUGCUAGACAACGUUUGAUCAGAAGGAACAGGGAACGAGAAGGAGCUGCUGGAUGGUGAUAAGCCUGAGAAAGAGAGGCUGGACGAGCAAAGACAGAAAAGAAACACCCACCUACUGUGACAUCACAAACACCCAGGCUGAGUUUUGAUAAGACAGGUUGAAUCACACUGGGGUGACAGCCUCAUCCCUCCAGGUACAAACAAGAAAAGGCCAUGGUUAACCAAAGCUCCCCCAUGGGCUUCCUCCUUCUGGGCUUCUCUGAACACCCAGCACUGGAAAGGACUCUCUUCAUGGUUGUCUUCACUUCCUACCUCUUGACCCUGGUGGGCAACACACUCAUCAUCCUGCUGUCUGUGCUGGACACCAGGCUCCACUCUCCAAUGUACUUUUUCCUCUCCAACCUCUCCUUCUUGGACCUUUGCUUUACCACAAGUUGUGUCCCCCAGAUGCUGGUCAACCUCUGGGGCCCAAAGAAGACCAUCAGCUUCCUGGGCUGCUCUGUCCAGCUCUUCAUCUUCUUGUCCCUGGGGACCACUGAGUGCAUCCUCCUGACAGUCAUGGCCUUUGACCACUACGUGGCUAUCUGCCAGCCCCUCCACUAUGCCACCAUCAUCCACCCCCGCCUGUGCUGGCAGCUGGCAUCUGUGGGCUGGGUUAUGGGUCUGGUCCAAUCAAUAGUCCAGACACCACCCACCCUCCACUUGCCUUUCUGUCCCCACCGGCAGAUAGAUGACUUUUUAUGUGAGGUCCCAUCUCUGAUUUGACUCUCCUGUGGAGACACCUCCUACAAUGAAAUCCAGUUGGCUGUGUCCAGUGUCAUCUUCGUGGUUGUGCCCCUCAGCCUCAUCCUUGCCUCUUAUGGAGCCAUUGCCCAUGCAGUGCUGAGGAUUAACUCUGCCACAGCAUGGAGAAAGGCCUUUGGGACCUGCUCCUCCCAUCUCACUGUGGUCACCCUCUUCUACAGCUCAGUCAUUGCUGUCUACCUCCAGCCCAAAAAUCCCUAUGCUCAAGGGAGGGGUAAGUUAUUUGGUCUCUUCUAUGCAGUAGGCACCCCUUCACUUAACCCUCUCAUAUACACCCUGAGGAACAAGGAGAUAAAGCAGGCACUCAGGAGGUUACUGGGGAAAGAAAGAGACUCCAGGGAAAACUGGAGAGCUGCUUAA
Molecule: messenger RNA, 1612 nt
Organism: Pongo pygmaeus (Bornean orangutan)
Lineage: Eukaryota; Metazoa; Chordata; Mammalia; Primates; Hominidae
Product: olfactory receptor 2H1
Exons: 5
Biological process (GO): G protein-coupled receptor signaling pathway
Cellular component (GO): membrane
Molecular function (GO): olfactory receptor activity; G protein-coupled receptor activity
Source: RefSeq, a predicted model, not a curated record